This is a messenger RNA of Camellia sinensis, 1913 nucleotides long. The record is from RefSeq and is a predicted model, not a curated record. Lineage: Eukaryota; Viridiplantae; Streptophyta; Magnoliopsida; Ericales; Theaceae.
AUGGGCAAAGCAGCAAAGUUUUUUCGAGGCCUCUUCGGCCUGAAAAAGGACCACUCGCCGUCGCAAUCGGCGGCGAAGCCUCCGAAGAGAAGAUGGAGCUUCGUCAAAUCUUGUAGAGAAAGGGACCGCACACCUACAAAAAACACCAUCACCGACGACGCCGUUGAUCCGAGCAAGCACGCCAUCACGGCGGCGGAGAAGAUAACGAGCAGCGGGAGGUCCAAUGCCACUACCGCUACAUCCGCGGCUUACGUUAGCGAAUGGGCAGUGAUUACGAUACAGGCGCACUUCCGAGGCCACCAGGCAAGGAGAGCAUUGCGAGCAUUAAAAGGACUGGUGAAGCUACAGGCACUGGUUAGAGGUCACAUUGUGAGGAAGCAAACUGUGGAAUUGGCACAGAUCCUGCAGGCGAUGUAUCGAGCCCAAGCACGUGCUUGUGCUAGGCGGGCUCAAAUUUCUGAAUCCCCACAUUCAAGCAAUAAGUCCUCUCAAUUCCAGGCAAGGAGAGCAUUGCGAGCAUUAAAAGGACUGGUGAAGCUACAGGCACUGGUUAGAGGUCACAUUGUGAGGAAGCGAACUGUGGAAUUGGCACAGAUCCUGCAGGCGAUGUAUCGAGCCCAAGCACGUGCUUGUGCUAGGCGGGCUCAAAUUUCUGAAUCCCCACAUUCAAGCAAUAAGUCCUCUCAAUUCCAAGCAAGGAGAGAAUUGCGAGCAUCAAAAGGACUGGUGAAGCUACAGGCACUGGUUAGAGGUCACAUUGUGAGGAAGCUAACUGUGGAUGUGGUACAGCGCCUGCAGGCUUGGUUACAAGCCCAAGCACGUGCUUGUGCUGGGCGGACCCAAAUUUCUGAAUCCCCACAUUCAAGCAAUAAGUCCUCUCAAUUCCAAGGCCCUGCAACUCCUGUGAAAUUUGAACGUGCCAUAUCAUCAAAGAUUGCAAAACAUGACCAGUCACCAAUGCUUCUCAAUGGCCCACAAUUCUACUCGGCUUCAUCAAGGAGUGGUAGCCCUAAGAGAGGUCCAUUCACUCCCUCUAAGAGUGACGGAUCAAGAAGCAACCUAAGUUGUCACUACCCCAAUUGCAUGGCUUGCACUGAAUCUUCAAGGCCUAAGGUGAGGUCCCUCAGUGCUCCAAAACGAAGGCCUCAAUUUGAGAGCUCUGUUUCAUCCAAAAGGUACUCAGUUCAUGGGUAUGGUGAGUCCAGAUCAAGCAGCCUAAGGGUUUCCACCAACUUUGCAAACAAAGCUUAUCUGGGGUCUAGUCGUUUGGAGAGGCUUGGAAUGCCUCUGAGAGGCGAAGUUCACUCUUUAUGCCCUUUAAUGUCUAUGCAAGGCAACACUGAGGAAAGCCCUUUCUGCACAGCCAACAAUGGCCCACAAUUCUACUCGGCUUCAUCAAGGAGUGGUAGCCCUAAGAGAGGUCCAUUCACUCCUUCUAAGAGUGACGAAUCAAGAAGCAACCUAAGUUGUCACUACCCCAAUUGCAUGGCUUGCACUGAAUCUUCAAGGCCUAAGGUGAGGUCCCUCAGUGCUCCAAACAAAGGCCCCAAUUUGAGAGCUCUGUUUCAUCCAAAAGGUACUCAGUUCAUGGGUAUGGUGAGUCCAGAUCAAAGCUUAUCUGGAAUCUGGUCGUUUGGAGAGGCUUGGAAUGCCUGUGACAGGCGAUGCAAUCUGGCUCAAUGCUGGCCACUGGAACAGAUUCUAGAAUAGUCUUUUUUUCUUUUUCUUUUUUCCUUCCUAUUUUUAGAAUUGGUGUCCAAGCUAGUUUACGUUUACCUCAACUAAAAUGCCUUUUGAGGGUUUUGAGUCCUCUUGUUUAUCAAAUUAAUCUUCCUAACUAAUGUACUUAGCUACAGUUUUUUGUCCGUUUUGCUAGGUGAAUCUAUGUUUAUGCUUUAGGGUUAAUUUGAAUC